Oncorhynchus nerka (sockeye salmon) is the source of this 3535-nucleotide messenger RNA. RefSeq names its product parvin, alpha a (gene parvaa). Gene Ontology annotation, biological process: actin cytoskeleton organization; substrate adhesion-dependent cell spreading; establishment or maintenance of cell polarity. Gene Ontology annotation, cellular component: focal adhesion; cytoplasm; actin cytoskeleton. The record is from RefSeq and is a predicted model, not a curated record. Lineage: Eukaryota; Metazoa; Chordata; Actinopteri; Salmoniformes; Salmonidae. Gene Ontology annotation, molecular function: actin binding.
AUGGCUUCUUCGUCGUCCUCUCCCAAAUCGCCGACGACUCCGAAAUCUCCCUCUUCCAGAAAAAAUGACUCAUUCCUGGGAAAACUUGGAGGAACUUUAGUAAGAAGAAAGAAAGCAAAAUAAGUGUCUGAGCUCCAGGAGGAAGAGAUGAAUGCAAUCAACCUGCCACUGAGCCCCACCCAAUAUGAACUGGACCCAGAAGACACCGUGUUAGAGGAGAAUGAGGUCCGCACCAUGGUCGACCCCAACUCCAACAACGACAGCAAACUACAGGAAGUCCAGAAGGUGCUGAUUGACUGGAUCAAUGAUAUGUUGGUAGGAGAGAGGAUCAUCGUGAAGGACCUGGCUGAAGAUCUAUACUACGGGCAGGUUCUGCAGAAACUCUUUGAGAACCUGGAGGGGGAGAAGCUGAACGUGGCUGAGGUGACCCAAGCUACAGACGGUUCUGGAGACUCCAUCAAGAUCUCCGCCAGGAGCAUCAAAUGGAACGUGGACUCUGUACAUGCUAAGAGUAUUGUGGCCAUUCUUCACCUGUUGAUGGCGCUGUCUUAACACUUCAGAGUACCAAUCAGACUUCCUGACCACGUGUCCAUCCAAGUAGUGGUGGUUCAGAAAAGGGAGGGAAUUCUUCAGUCCCGCCAGAUCCAGGAGGAGAUCACAGGCAAUACAGGGGCUUUAUCUGAGAGACAUGAGCAAGAUGCUUUCGAAGCCCUGUUUGACCCUACUCCAGAAAAGCUCAAUGUUGUGAAACAGACUCUCAUCACCUUUGUGAACAAACACUUGAACAAGCUCAAUCUGGAGGUGGCUGAACUGGACACACAGUUUGCUGACAGUGUUUACCUGGUUCUGCUGUUGGGACUGCUGGAGGGCUACUUUGUUCCGCUCUAUAAUUUCUUCCUGACAGAUGAGAACUUUGAUCAAAAGGUGUACAACGUGUCCUUCUCAUUUGAGCUGAUGCAAGAUGAAGGUCUGGAGAGACCCAGGCAUGAAGAUAUUGUGAACUGUGACCUCAAGUCCACGCUGAUGGUGCUGUAUAAUCUCUUCACCAGAUACAGAAAUGUGGACUGAAUAUGUGGUGUUGUUGGAACUCAUUUUACUGGUAAAUAUUCAAUUGCAAUUUUCACAAUUGCAUGCUUCAAGGGAAGCUUUUUAAUUAUGCCAAGAGCACUACGAACCAAUCCAGGACAUUAAGCAUUUUUAUUAUGAAACAACAAUUUAGCAAUAGAUUGUACCAAAUAUUGUAUGUGCCAUAAUAAUAACUAUAAAUUGUAUGUGCCAUGUUUUACUUGUCUGCAACUACACUAAAUAUACAUUACCAGUCAAAAGUCAGGACACACCUACUAAUUUCAGGGUUUUUCUUUAAUUUUACUGUUUUCAACAUUGUAGAAUAAUAGUGAAGACAUCAAAACUAUGAAAUAACACAUAUGGAAGUAUGCAGUAACCAAAAAAGUGUUAAAACAAAUCAAAAUAUAUUUGAGAUUAUUCAAAGUAGCCACCCUUUCCCUUGAUGACAGCUUUGCACACUCUUAGCAUUCUCUCAACCAGCUUCAUGUGGUAGUCACCUGGAAUGCAUUUCAAUUAACAGGUGUGCCUUGUUAAAAGUUCAUUUGUGGAAUUUCUUUCCUUAAUGCAUUUGAGGCAGUCAGUUGUGUUGUGACAAGUUAUGGUUGGUAUACAGAAGAAAGCCCUAUUUGGUAAAAGACCAAGUCCAUAUUAUGGCAAGAACAGCUCAAAUAAGCAAAGAGAAACGACAGUCCAUCAUUAUUAUAAGGCAGGUCAGUCAAUCUGGAAAAUGUCAAGAACUUUUAAAGUUUCUUCAAGAGCAGUUGCAAAAACCAUCAAGCGCUAUGAUGAAACUGGCUCUAAGGAAAGGAAGACCCAGAAUUACUUCUGCUGCAGGGGAUAAGUUCAUUAGAGUUAACUGCACCUCAGAUUGCAGCCCAAAUAAAUGCUUCACAGAGUUCAAGUAACAGACACAUCUCAACAUCAGCUGUUCAGAGGAGACUGUGUGAACCACAAUCACCUGACCUCAACCCAAUUCAGAUGGUUUGGGAUGAGGAAGGACCACAGAGCCAAGGAAAAGCAGCUAACAAGUGCUCAGCAUAUGUGGGAACUCCUUGAAGAUGAUUGGAAAAGCAUUCCAGGUGAAGCUGGUUGAGAGAAUGCUAAGAGUGUGCAAAGCUGUCAUCAAGGCAAAGGGUGGCUACUUUGAAGAAUCUAAAACUUUUGGGGGGUUACUACAUGAUUCCAUAUAUGUUAUUUCAUAGUUUGGAUGUCUUCACUAUUAUUCUAUAAUGUAGAAAAUAGUGAAAAUAAAGAAAAACCAUUGAAUGAGUGGGUGUGUCAACUUUUGACUGGUACUGUAUAUAUUUUGUUCAUAAAAGUCUAGGUAAAACAGUCAUUGUAUGAUUGUUUUUUUAUUGGUAUUUUUAUUGAUGAUAAUUGCUCUUUUAGUCUUUAAAAUGGUUAAGGGCGCUGUACUGCAGCGCCAGCUGUGCCAUCAGAGACUCUGGGUUCGCGCCCAGGCUCUGUCGUAACCGGCUGCGACCGGGAGGAUCGUGGGGCGGCGCACAAUUGGCCUAGCGUCGUCCGGGUUAGGGAGGGCUUGGCCUGAAGGGAUGUCCUUGUCUCAUCGCGCACCAGCGACUGUGGCGGGCUGGGCGCAGUGGGCGCUAACCAAGGUUGCCAGGUGCACAGUGUUUCCUCCGACACAUUGGUGCGGCUGGCUUCCGGGUUGGGUGCGCGCUGUGUUAAGCAGCAGUGCGGCUUGGUUGGGUUGUGUUUUUCGGAGGACGCAUGACUUUCAACCUUCGUCUCUCCCGAGCCCGUACGGGAGUUGUAGCGAUGAGACAAGAUAGUAGCUACUAAAAACAAUUGGAUAUCACGAAAUUGGGGAGAAAAAGGGGUAAAAUUGAAGAGAAGAAAACAAAACAAAAAAUGUUCUUUCAAAAGGUUGAUGUAGUGAUGAACUUGUUUUCAUUCACUUACCCUUCUCUACUUUCAUUACUUGUUUCCACUGGGUGCCGACGACGUGGUUGUCGAUUAAGGCAGCCCCCCGCACUUCUCUGAUUCAGAGGUUGGGUUAAAUGCGGAAGACACAUUUCAGUUGAAUGCAUUGUUGUACAACUAUCCCCCUUUCCCUUUCUAAUCCUUGAUAAGUGCCUUCAUUUAAACAUACUGUAUGCCAUUACUAGGAAGACACCACUUAAAGUGCUGACUGAUUUUACUAAGUUAUUUUACUUAGUCUCAAAAGUUUUUCAGGUAUCAUAUGUGAUUAAAAAAAUUAUAACUAAAUGAAAUUACUAAAUGUUUAAAUGUUAAAACAUUAAUUUUAUAAACUGAAGCUAUCCUUUUGCAGCUGUCUAAAGGUGUGAAAAUCUGUCAGACUUGGUUGUGCAAACACUGUGUUUGAAACUAUAUACACUACAAUCCAUAUACACUGUACUUGAAUUACUGUAGGUAGGUUAAUAGAGUUCAUUUAUCCAUAGUUUGUAUUACUUAUCUGUUAAUCCUGAAAUAAAACAGUCAAUCUGUG